Molecule: messenger RNA, 567 nt
Organism: Exophiala bonariae
Lineage: Eukaryota; Fungi; Ascomycota; Eurotiomycetes; Chaetothyriales; Herpotrichiellaceae
Exons: 1
Coding region: 1-567 (188 amino acids)
Source: RefSeq, a predicted model, not a curated record
AUGGGUGCUUCAACGACACUUCUUGACAACAACUUGCCAACCCUCAACAGGUUCAUCACGGACCACAACAAGCACGGCGAAGCCAUUUUCAGUGAGAAAAUUGAGGAGAGCUUGGAAUUUCAAGAGCUUCCAGAUGGGGCUCGUUUCUGCCUCGGAUAUACGACUCGGAGUACCCCUGUGGACAUGAACGAGGAAAAGGACCUCAAAGUUUAUACGCAAGACCUUGUGAACAAGCCGGGAGUCAUGAUCCCUGGCGGUUCAGUGCUUCGGAUCGUGGACAUGAUGCCAGGGGCUCUCUCGCCCAUGCACAGAACCAUAAGUCUCGAUUACGGUGUCGUGAUAGAAGGCGAAGUGGAGCUGGUGUUGGAUUCUGGAGAGAGACGGCUGAUGAAACGGGGAGACGUAUCUAUCCAACGAGGCACGAUGCAUGCGUGGCAAAACGCAAGCAGUACUCAGUGGGCUAGAAUGUUAUAUGUGCUGCAAGAAUCACUGCCUGUCACUAGUAGCUCACAGCCUCUGGGAGAAGAUUAUGGUGGAAUACCCGGAGUUAAGCCUUCACACGAAUAG